Molecule: messenger RNA, 1122 nt
Organism: Lemur catta (Ring-tailed lemur)
Lineage: Eukaryota; Metazoa; Chordata; Mammalia; Primates; Lemuridae
Gene: GPR142
Product: G protein-coupled receptor 142
Biological process (GO): G protein-coupled receptor signaling pathway
Cellular component (GO): membrane
Molecular function (GO): G protein-coupled receptor activity
Source: RefSeq, a predicted model, not a curated record
AUGCUGGGCGGGAACUGUGGGGACCCACAGGAGAGGCCACAGGUGACCCAGGACUCGCCCAGGAGCAUGGGACUUGAGGAGCGAGACACAGCUGGGCAGCCAUGCACGGCCCUGCCGCCCACGCCCAACGGCAGUGGGCCAAGCCUGGAGUUUGGAGACCACUGGCCGGAGAUCCCAGAGCGGUCCCCGUGUGUGGCUGGCGUCAUCCCUGUCAUCUACUACAGUGUCCUGCUGGGCCUAGGGCUGCCUGUCAACCUGCUGACCACGGCGGCCCUGGCCCGCCUCGCCACCAGGACCAGGAAGCCAUCCUACUGUUACCUUCUGGCACUCACGGCCUCGGACAUCGUAACGCAGGUGGUCAUCGUGUUCGUGGGCUUCCUCCUGCAGGGGGCCAUGCUGGCCCGCCAGGUGCCCCAGGCUGUGGUGCGCACGGCGAACAUCCUGGAGUUUGCUGCCAACCACGCCUCGGUCUGGAUCGCCGUCCUGCUCACGGUCGACCGCUACAGUGCCCUGUGCCGCCCCUUGCACCAUCGGGCUGCCUCGUCCCCAGGCCGCACCCGCCGGGCCAUUGCCACUGUCCUCAGUGCCGCCCUGCUGACGGGCAUCCCCUUCUACUGGUGGCUGGAUGUGUGGAGGGACGCCGACCCGCCCACCACGCUGGACAAGGUCCUCAAGUGGGCUCACUGCCUCAUCGUCUAUUUCAUCCCUUGUGGUGUGUUCCUGGUCACCAACUCGGCCAUCAUCCACCGGCUACGGAAGAGGUGCCAGAGUGGGCCGCACCCCCGGGUGGGCAAGAGCACAGCCAUCCUCCUGGGUGUCACCACGCUCUUCGCCCUCCUGUGGGCACCCCGGAUCUUCGUCAUGCUCUUCCACAUGUACGUGGCCCCCGUCUACCGGGACUGGAGGGUCCACCUGGCCUUGGACGUGGCCAACAUGGCGGCCAUGCUCAACACGGUGGUCAAUUUUGGCCUCUACUGCUUCGUCAGCAAGACUUUCCGGGCCACUGCCCGACAGGUCAUCCACGAUGCCCACCUGCCCUGCAUGCUGGGGACACGGCCAGAGGGCAUGGUGGUGGAGCCUGUGCAGAAGCCUCUAGGACUCUCCAAAGGAGAACAAUUGUAG